Molecule: messenger RNA, 846 nt
Organism: Aspergillus affinis
Lineage: Eukaryota; Fungi; Ascomycota; Eurotiomycetes; Eurotiales; Aspergillaceae
Exons: 2
Coding region: 1-846 (281 amino acids)
Molecular function (GO): oxidoreductase activity
Source: RefSeq, a predicted model, not a curated record
AUGACCGAAUCCUCAGCACCAAUGCCACCACACGACGUCCAAACAACACUCAACUUCAUCGAAGAGCAGCCCGACGGCUCGCAUCUCACCCCAAUCUACGUCGGAAAACCCAGCUCAUACAUCCGCCCAACAACGGCCAUUCCAGUCGUCUUCCACGACGUAAGUGGUCGCGAACAAUAUUACACGCUUGACAACAACGGCUUCCAAUUCCACCAUCACACAAGCCAGACGAAAGAUCUCUGCGAAAUCGAUAACGACCAGAUCAAGCGCCUCUACUACCCCGAAAUCGACAAACUCAUCAAAGACGUAACCGGCGCAUCACGCACCUACGUCUUCGACCACACCAUCCACCGCGCAGCCAGAGAUUUUCAAGGCUCCUCACCGCAAGCUCGCGGACCCAUACAGCGUGUCCACAUUGACCAGACCGAUGCCGCAGCCAAAAAAAGGGUGGAGUACUAUCUCGGGGACGAAGCUAGCGAGCUCCUGAAGUAUCGGUACCAAAUCAUCAAUGUCUGGCGGCCUCUGAAACCCAUUCUUCGAGAUCCGCUUGCUGUGGCCGACGCCUCAACAGUGUCCGAUGACGACCUCGUCCCGAUUAAAGUGAUCUAUCCAGACAAAGUCGGCGAGACAUGCUUGGUUAAACCGAACCCGCGGAUUCGGUGGUACUACCGGGACCGACAAACACCUGACAUGGUGACGCUGUUCAAGUGUUUCGAGUCGAAGACAGAUGGGCGAGCACGAAGGGUGCCGCAUUCAGCGUUUGCGAUUCCAGGCACCGAAGAAGAGGAGGCGAGAGAGAGUAUUGAGGUUCGAGCUCUUGUUUUCUAUUCGACGAACGAGGAGUAG